CAUCAAAGUCGACUUUAGUCCAGAGUUAACAACCGGUUCAAACGCUCGCGGUCUUUAGUUUACAUUGAAAUUAAUUUUAACUGAUAAAAUAAUCAACAAAUUAAUUAAUUAACUAAUCAAUAUGUUCAAUAAAUAGCCGCGACAUUCCUAGAUAAAUUUGUGACUGGAAUAAAAUGAUUUCUAUUGUCUUAUAAAUUGAAUAUAUUAAUAAUAUAUAGAUAUAUAUGUUGUUUUAUCUAUUGUAAUAUAAUUACAAAAGAAUCAAUUAUCGGUAUGUGUAUUUAAGGUGCAUUAUAUUUUAUUUGUAUUCAGUUUUAUUUAAACGACGAGGGAAAAAAGUUUACGGAAAAUGGAGCUGAGGGUGACGUUUGCGGCGAUUUUUAUUUUUUCGCUGGGAGGAAACGUCGAAGGACAUGGGAGACUUAUAGAACCACCUUCGAGAGCUUCAAUGUGGAGAUAUGGGUUUGAUACUCCGCAUGAUUACAAUGAUAAUGAGUGUUAUUGCGGUGGUUUCACGCGACAAUGGCAGCGGAAUAAAGGAAACUGUGGAAUUUGCGGCGACGCUUGGGAUAUUAAACCGCCAAGAGCACACGAGACAGGAGGAAAAUACGGCAACAGUAUCAUAGUCCGCAAGUAUAAAACGAGCCAACUGAUCCCCAUAAGGAUCCAAAUAACAGCAAACCACCGCGGGUACUUCGAAUUCGGCGUGUGUCCAAUGACGACCCGGGGCCAGGAAGUAACUCAAGACUGUCUGAACAAAAACAUACUGACAAUGAAAAACGGCACCGCCCGUUACUAUCCAGGCCUGGGUAACAAAAUCUUCGAAGCGUACUACAAAUUACCUUCAGACUUGACCUGCGCCCAGUGCGUCCUCCAGUGGCGUUACGUCGCCGGUAAUAAUUGGGGUGACUGCGGCAACGGAACGGGCGCUGUCGGCUGUGGACCUCAAGAAGAAUUUCGCGGUUGCGCGGACAUAACAAUAGGCGACAAUUACCCAGCACUCGCAUUACCAAAGACACCGUCAUCGACUGAAGAUUCAUCGAAUACUUCAUCAACAGAACCCACAGACUGGCCAGAAGUUACCGAGACUCCGUACUGGUACUUGAGUUUUAUUAUUUCUGGUACAUGUCUGCUGAUUGUCCUGGCAGGACUCGCGCUUAUUUACGCGUACUAUUACUACGCUGGACAAGCCAAGAAAUGGCUGAUGACCAGAUGCGGACCAGAACCAGUUCCAGUUCCAGUUCCAGUUCCACCACCGCGUCUCAAAAGACCGUCGACUCUUCAUCUUUAAUUUGUACAGACUCAUAAACUAAAUAAUAAUUUUUAUUAAUUAAUUUA
Microplitis mediator is the source of this 1338-nucleotide messenger RNA. RefSeq lists its product as uncharacterized. The record is from RefSeq and is a predicted model, not a curated record. The transcript has 3 exons. The coding region runs from base 350 to 1291 and encodes 313 amino acids. NCBI's taxonomy places the organism in Eukaryota, Metazoa, Arthropoda, Insecta, Hymenoptera, Braconidae.